AUGGCUAGGAGAGUAAUCAACGGAUUCAUCGAUGCUGUCGUGGAGGGACCUGUGGAAGGAAGCAUCGAUAAAUAUCCAUUGCAGAGGGAUUUUCAAGCGUCCACGCGGAUUUGGCUCAUUGACUUGGCAAAAGAGUUGGCUGAGAACUACCCAUCAGCCCAACUUCAAGGAUUUGAUAUCUCCACUGCACAAUUUCCUCCAAAAGGAUGGUUGCCCAAGAAUGUCAUCUUGGAUACAUUGGACAUAUUGAAACCUAUACCCGAUUCUCUACGUGAACAAUUCGAUGUGGUGCACACAGGAUAUUUGUGCCUAGUUGUUGAGAACGGCGAUCCAUUCCCAAUAUUGGACAACCUCUUAGCAUUAUUGAGUAUUCAUGCAUCCCAGCUAGACAAAGCAUUUCAAAAACGGAAUUUAGUCGUGCUGGCCAACCAAUACGUGCCGAUCGACGACGAAAUCGCGCACCCCUGGACAAUGACACAUCUUAUGGCCUCGGUAGAAAUGGGUAGUAUCAUCGAACGGGAAAGGGGUAAUGCUGAAGAAUGGUGGAAUAUGCAUCGGCGUGCAAUUGCCGAGAUGUAUCACGGCGCAAGUCUAAGAAUGAGCAUGGUUAGUGUUGCGGGAAGGAAGCCGGAGGCAUAA
This is a messenger RNA of Sclerotinia sclerotiorum 1980 UF-70, 639 nucleotides long. RefSeq lists its product with no specific name. The transcript is spliced from 3 exons. The record is from RefSeq and is a predicted model, not a curated record. The coding region runs from base 1 to 639 and encodes 212 amino acids. NCBI's taxonomy places the organism in Eukaryota, Fungi, Ascomycota, Leotiomycetes, Helotiales, Sclerotiniaceae.